AUGGAACCAGAAAUGACCAGCACUGUGGAUUACGGCAAACAGCUUGCUUUGAAUGAGAGUCUCAGCAGCGAGAAUCGCAAAGGAGUGUCUGAAGAUGCAAAAUAUUUGGAAGAAAGAUGGAGAGCUCUUAUGAAGUCUACAGACGAGGAGUAUGCCAGGCGAGUUGUUUACAGUAAAUAGUAAAGUAGCAGCUCCUCGUAAGGUGUCUCCUGAUUGGUCUCACUGUUUAUCAGUAUUUCCAUUAUUUCACGGUUACAGUAGCAAAACAAUUGGCUUUUUUAGCUGCUCUAAGAUAUGUGGUUAGAUAUUUAAUGCAGAUAUUUUAUUCAGUAUUUCUUUACAUUUAUACGUUGUAUAAAAGAACUGAUCGGUAAGGGGUUCUCCAAUCACUGGAUCGACCGAUCCGCGGCCCGCUCUUCUGUCUCCUGAAUGCAUUGUUUUUUAAAGAACGCCUAUAAUAAGGCAAGCAAUCCACACAACUUAACUAGUGUAAAGGAAUGGUCAGUUCAAUGGAAGCUUUUCAGCAGUGAUUACUUGUGACCUAUUUGCACCUAGUAUACAUGUACAUGUUGUUGUUCAAUUUUAUCCUUGGUUAAAAUUUUAUUUUCGUCUGUUUUUUGGGUAUGGUAAUGUAUGAUAAUGAUUUACAAACAAAGAAAAGAAAAUUUAAAGCAAGGAUGAAAUUGAACCGCAACGUAUACAUGUACAAUAAGGUCCUAAUUAUUCUAGUUAUUCUCUUUCCCAGGGCUUUUGACCCUCUCAGUUUCUAAUGGCAAAACCCUGGGGACGAGGUUGAUGGCUGGUACAUGCAUUAACCGAUAGCUUAAUGUCUUUGUAGAAUCGGAGUCCAGCUUGGCGAGGCUCAAGCUAAACAAAGCCACUUAGCUACCUGGCAUGAACGAUGUGAUGAGCUUCAAGAGUGGGUAACAGACAGGUAUACAAGGCUCCGCUCCCGUCCCACAUCCCCUGAGGCCUCCUUUGGCGGAAUAAAAAGGCAACAAAGCGUUAUUGAGGUACGCCCAUAGAACAUACUCAAUACGUUAUCCGAUUCCUUCGGGUCAUCAGUCUGCACUUCUAGGUGUCUAGCCUUAGGUUGUUUAUGUUUACUUACACUAGAAAACUUGGUUGCUUACCAUUUACGCAAGCCACCGGGUGGAAAUCUUGUGGGUAAAUAUAACUACAAAAUUUGACGUGUUGGUAGAAUGAGCCUCUACAAAGUAUAGUGAACAGACUAAAACGAGAUAAUCUUGAUUCGCCUGAAAUAAAAACCAGUUCCGAAGUUUCCCAAACGGAAUGGCGCGAACCAUUUGAUUCUCCAACCAAAAUUUCCGGUUUUCUCAUUUAUGGUAGACUCGUACCCAGUCGCUAUUUAUGUGUUUUUGGGGUCAGAGAAGAUUGGGGGUUAGGUUGAGGAGCGCGCGGGGUGUCAUUGGAAUGGACAUGAUACCCCGCGCGCGCCUCAACCUAACCCCCAAUCUUCUCUCACCCCCAGAAACACAUAAAUAGCGACUGGGUACGAGUCUGCAUUUAUGGUAAGAACCUCUUUUGUCACAUUGUCUCUCUGUUCAACCAGUUUGUGUUACGUCGACGUAAUACUGUUUACAAGAAGGCGCUUAUGAUAGACUAAUAUCAUAUUCUGUCGAUUUUCUAAAAUGAGCUUUGCUCUUUUAGGAUUUAGUAAAGGACUUAGUUUCCAAACAAGGUGAAGUGAACGAGAUCAUUGACGAGGGAAAUCAAUUUAUCGAGGACAAAAGUUUACUUGAAGGGGAAAGGAGGAUUGCCCAUGAAAAGAUGAUCGCGCUACAUAAUGACUGGAACAAGCUGGCCACGUUAACAUCAGGCAAACAACAAAGGUAAACAACAGAAAUAUAUAUAUUAGAAAAGUGUGGGGAAACAAGUCCUCUGAAUCACCGGGUAAAUUUACCGCUUUUGAUUUUCUACUUGAAUAUCAAAACCUUAGGACUACGGACUCAAAACAAGGGAACACAAAAUUAACAGCACAGAAAUGUUAUGUUUAUUAUUUUCUCUUCAAUUUUUCAUCAUCAUCGUCAUCAUCAUCAUCAUCAUCAUUAUCAUCAUCAUUAUCAUCAUUCUAUUUUAUUAAGUUAUACUACUACACGAGAAAUUUCUGCAGUUUGAUUGGCUUAGACCAGUGGUAUUUCAGCUUAAUUUGAAAAUACCUACAUGUGAAAAUUACAAACCUUUAGUGGGUAGUAGUAUAAACAAAUAAUAGCAUGAUUUGUACGUGAUAUUUGGCAUAAAUACCACUCGUGAUAUAUCAAAAUUGUUUCAAAUUUCACUCGCCUAACGGCUCGUGAAAUUACGAAUAACAUUUUGAAAUAUCACUCGUGGUAUUUAUGCCAAAUAUCACUACAAAUCAUGCUAUUACCUAUACUAAUUAAUUAACUAAUUUAUCUAUUUACUCGAAAUUGAAACUCUCCCAUAUUAUUACGCGCAGCCCAGACCUGAUAAAAAAACGUACCGUCUUCAGACAUGCCCUUUAAACCUAAGAAAAAAUAUCUUGUGAUAACAGUGCUUGAAACACGUCUCCUUUCAGCGUGCAAGUAUUGCUUUUAGAGAAGGAACAACAGCAUCUAGACAAGACCCAGAACUGGAGAAGAAAAAUAGAUCCUCUGAUGAUGUGGAUCUCAUCCGCGGAGACCAGACUCAACACUCACUUUGAGAUUGCACCAGAUCUGGAUACCGUCAAGAAACAAAAAAGAGAAUUAGAGGUACGCUUUACCAAUGCUUUCCUAACCGUUUUUUUUUCAGAGGUUAUGCUGUUUUUUGUAGGAGAAGACAUUCCAAAACCCUCAAACUCUAAAAAUUAGUAAGAGUGGUGCUGGAAAACAUUCGACUGGUAUUAAAAUGACUUAAAAAUCGCCAGAAUAAUUAAAACGGUUAUUAAAGACAUUGUUAGAAAUUUACUUUAAUCAGGAGCCCAUAACCAGAAGAAAACGAAUGCAUUUUAUGUAACUGUUGUUGUGUCCCGGCAUGCUCAAACCAUCGAACCUAGUGGCCGUACUUUUGACAAUGCUGUUUAAAAUCAAAACACUUUUAAACUCGAUUUUCACUUCACUGCGCUAAAAUAAUGGAAAGCGACCGUUUCGGUAAUAAAAAGGUCUCCGCAUUUUCCAGGUACGUUUGUGUAGAAUACGCAUUGCAUCGAUAUAACAUAUAGAAAUGAAAUCUCGUUAUCUCCUGUCCCAGUUUGAAACACAUUUUUAUCUUUCGACCCUCCUGUUAUUUGAAACCGAUUUCAUUUUCCCUAAAAAGGUUAGAAAAAUCAGGAUUCCACUAUGUUAGCAAAAACACGGCUUGUGAUGAUUUGAUUAUUUUUUCUACAUAAUAAUAGGACUUUAAUGAUGAUAUGCUGUCUCAUCAACGCGAGGUAAGCGAUACUCUGGUGUACGGCGACAAGUUGCUAAAAGAUUCCGAACUUCCUGAAGACGACAGGACCGCGAUUCAGAAGGAAGUCCUCGAUCUGAGUCACCGCUGGGAGAAUCUUGAGGAACUUGUGUCGUGGAAAACAGACAGGUAUGUUAAUUUACAAGUAGCAAACAAUUAGCCUGUCAUCUUGUGACGUCAUGGUACAGUAACUGUUCAACAAAUAGAUUCCAUGUUGUCGUGCGUCUGUUCAGCAAUAGAUCACAGUUGACGUCAAAAUGUGGUAAAAACGAAGAAGUGGCACACGAGCCUCAGGCGAGUGUGUCACUGAUGUUUUUACCAUUAAUGGCCAUUAAUUCCGCGUUGAACUCAGUAGGCCACAACAGAUGAGCCUGUUAUAUGUUAGCCUGUGGACAGCGGUCUUUAUAUGUAUGUCUCACUAAAAGCUAAAACUCUACUUGAGCAGUGCUACGCAUUCUGGAGUAGAAUAAAAGUGUUCUGGAACAAACCUGUUAUUGCAAUGAACCAUAAUUAUCUUUUUAACUUCGGUUGUCAGAAUUGAAGACACAAUAGUGAAGCUUAAGAUUCAACAAGAAGACAAACUUCAGAAGUGGCACGAAGACCUGGGUGACAUCAAUGGAUGGGUGAUGAAAACUAGAGUCAAAGUCGACGCACAGGUUACACUUGCUUCUGAUGUGGAUGGUGCUUUG
Messenger RNA from Porites evermanni, 4097 nucleotides. Lineage: Eukaryota; Metazoa; Cnidaria; Anthozoa; Scleractinia; Poritidae. The record is from the annotation of a GenBank genome assembly.